AAGCUGCAUUAUCAACGUGUCACCGUAAAUAUAGAUUAUCAAAGAUAGAUCAUUGAAAAUGGUGUCGAACAACUACAAGUGAAUGCGCUACGUCGAACAAAGAGGUAUGAUUAAACAAAGAAGGAAACGUGCGGACGGAGGCAGACCGGGAAGAAGUAGACAGAGACGGUAACAGCAGCCGCGGGGAAAGGAGGCACGAAGUGAUUGCAAGAGAGGUAGAAAAUGUGCCCGCUUGAUAACAGCAACACGAACCGAAGUACCAUAGAUGCAUCACAGUUCUCCGCGACGUGAUCCUAUCCUGUCCACCGUCCGCGAUCGGUUUCUUCGGGGUCGCAAAGUGGGGAUCCACAGGAGGAGCCGAAUCGUAUGGUCUCAUCUGUGCCGCUCGUGGUACAUGAUCUCAGUCGGGCCGGGAUAUCGUUCGUUUUCGUACACGGGAUUCGCAAAUUUUUGCAAGAACCGUACCGUGAAACCGGGAAUACGCGUCUCACCAGUCCGACCUCCGCUUCCACUUUUAGUGACAUUCCGAAAUCGACCCAGCGUCAAAUAGCCGAUUCCGUUUUCUUCACUUAAGAUAUUUCUUUCACGCUCGUGGUAUCCUUAACGAGUCACUUGUUACCUCCGUUAUCAAACUUCACAACAUUUCACGAAAUGUCAAAAUAGUAUCUCACGUAAAAUGUUUCUUCUCAUAAUUUACAUACGAAGACACCGAUAGUACUUUGUAAUCAGCGAGAAAAAUCGGAUCGACGCGCGAUCAGAUUUUAACCACGCGAUACCGAAACAUGGAGAACACGUGACCGUGGAGGAAUUCGAAGGAACGGAAGUUGAACGCGCGAACGGAAAAAGAACGCGUGGGGGCGGCGAGGAGGGGGUCGAGAUACGAGGGAAGGAAAAGCGAUGCGAAGGGCCGCGAGGGCAGCGAACGUCGAUCGAAAACGUGCUACCAGCGAUUGAGGUCAGGUCGAUCUCGAAGCUGCUGCAGACCGUGUGCCGUUGCUUGCCGCAAGUACGGUGGGACGCAAUUAGCAAACGAGGAGGAGGAUGAAGAAUAACGCGAGCAACCACGAGAAGAACGGGCCGGAGAGCCUGAAACUGUUAAGGGUGCCGUCGACGCCUCCGACCACCCCGACAACGCCAACCACUCCGAGCUCCAGAUGCCUCGAAGAUGUGUUCAAGGAUCUGCCUAUCACCGACGAGACAUCCUGCGGAAUUUGGUGUAUACGCAACCCGACCUUGCAGAGAUUCGCCAACAAGAAGGCGUACGUGUUCCUUUACGGUGUGCUCGGAUGUAUCUUUGCGGCGAGUUACGCUUAUUUCAAUGGCACCAUCACCACCAUCGAGAAAAGGUUUAAAAUACCGUCGAAAAUGACAGGUCUUAUCACCGUAGGUAACGAUAUCUCUCAACUAUUCGUAUCGGUAGUCCUGUCUUAUUACGCAGGACGAGGUCACAGGCCUCGAUGGAUCGCAUUCGGGAUCUACACCGUAGUCCUGUUCUGUUGUUUGACGAUGUUGCCGCACUUUUUGUACGGCCCGGGAGAAGACGCUCUUUUACUGACGAAGGAGUACGGCGCGAAAUCGAAACACGUGAACUCGAGCCUCCUACCCGACAAAUACCGGAAGUUCUUAUGCCUCGCAGAGGAGAACCGCGAGAAGGAAUGCGAUGAGGCCGAUGGAAAUUUCGCGCCUCAAGUGAUAUUGUUUACAGCGCAGCUCGUGUCGGGCGUUGGCGGCUCCCUUUAUUACACGUUGGGAGUCUCCUACAUGGAUGACAAUAUACAGAAAUCGAAGACGCCGGCUUUGAUCAGCUUCUCGUACUUCCUCAGAAUGCUUGGCCCGGCUAUUGGCUACGGUUUGGCUUCGUUCUCCCUCAAGUUCUACAUUAGCCCUACUCUAACGCCUACGAUCACUACGCAGGAUCCGAGGUGGUUGGGCGCUUGGUGGCUCGGUUGGAUCAUUCUGGCGUUUCUCCUCUUCAUCUUCGCAAGCAUCAUCGCACUAUUCCCGAAAACGCUUCCCAGGGCCGCGGCCCGGAAAGCUUUGGCGCUGGAGCGAAACAAGUCGGCAAGCAGUAUAAAAGGGGAGAAGGAGGAACCGGAAUUGCCCGCUUCCCUCUCGGACAUGCUUAGAACGUUCAAGCGAUUGUUGACGAACACCACCCUGAUGUGCAACAACCUUGCGACCGUGUUCUAUUUCAUGGGUUACAUGCCGUACUGGAUUUUCAUGCCGAAAUACAUCGAGACGCAGUACAAACAAUCCGCUUCAGUAUCCUCGUUGAUUACCGGGACAGUCGGUUUGGUAUUCAGUGCUUUUGGAAUUCUGCUUUCCGGUUUGAUCAUCUCCAAGUACAAACCCAAGGCUAGGUACCUGGCCGCGUGGAACGUGAUGGUUGGCGCGAUAUCAGUCAUGGGAAUGAUCUCCUACGCUUUCCUCGGAUGUUCCGCUAACGACAGUCAGAUCACCGUGCAAGCGGACGGUGCUCUCAAGACUCUGCUUCCAUGCAACGAAGAGUGUCACUGCGACUAUGUUACUUAUAAUCCCGUAUGCUCGGAACACGGACAGACAUUCAUUUCGGCUUGCCACGCUGGAUGUCGGAAUAUGCAGAUGCGAACGAACGGCAGUAAAAUGUACACAGAAUGCAGUUGCGUUAAACCAAAGUUCGGUCACCCUUUCCCGUUCUUGUUUUUGAAUAACAACACUUCGACGCGCACUAUAGAAGACCCGGCGGAGAUCGCCGAACCCUCGAGUUGGGGUACCGCGAUACCCGGUGCCUGUCCUGUCGAUUGUAUGCACAAGUUUUACAUAUUUCUGGCUGUGGUUUGCCUGCUUAAAUUCAGCGGGGCUACAGGACGAGCUUCGAACUUCUUGGUCUCCGUCAGAUGCGUCGAUGAGAAAGAUAAAACCGUAGCCAUGGGAUUCGGAUUGACCAUCAUGAGUUUAUUCGCGUUUAUACCUUCCCCCAUUUUGUUCGGAUUUAUUUUAGAUAAAACCUGUUUAGUUUGGGGAAAAACAUGUUCGGGUACUGGGAAUUGUUGGCUGUACAAUGGAGAAACGUUAAGAUAUCUACUAAACUUUACGGCAGCCACGUUCGUAACGAUCGGUACGAUAUUCGAUGUGGGUGUCUGGUAUUUCGUGAAAGACGUAAAAAUCUUCGACGAGGAGAUCGAACUGAAAGACAUAGCAGAGGAACCUGGUGAGACGCUUUGAGAGCGAGUUCAUUAACGAUCGAGUCAGAUCGGCUCGUUUUCAAGGAAAUUGUGAAGUAAAAAGGUUGGGGACGGCAAAGUCGUUCGGUGAAGAGAAUUAUAGCAACAAUAAACAAAAAGAAAAUAUAAGAAAAAAGAUGGGAACGGUGGAAAAAAGGGGCAGUCGACGCAUAAAGACUUUUUACAAGUACCUUAAGCAACUUCUUAGAUAUUUAAAAAACUCGUAGUACCUCAGAUAGAACUUACCGUUGACUAGUUCACUCGUGAGGCGCACCAUUCGAGGAUGAUAAUGAAUUUUAUUUUUUACUACGCCUGUGUUUCAUUACCAUUAUUGUAUAAUGAUAAUUCUCAUCGUCCGUGAGAAAUCUGGAAGAGUUCACACGCAACAUAACAAUCAGUGAAAAACGUCUUCAUCCAUUCCAUUUUUAAUGUUGUAAUCUUGUGUAAGAAGAUUGAAAUAAAUAUUAAUAAAACAGGACCAUGUAACGCGAUUAUCUUUAGGUUAUUAAUUUUUCAACAAUGUUUAUACACGUGUCGUAUCCAUAGCUAUUUUAAUCCUGAUCAUAGUUGGGUUUAAGUACAUAGAAAUGUAAUGAAUGGGAAUUUUUUGACUGAUUGUACGGAAGAAACAAGCGUAAGCGGAUUCACAGUAGUAUGAGACACUUUGAGUCAGACGUGGUCUUUCGUCUCGCGUACGAAAACAAUCUAUAGUUUACAAGUUUGCAGGAUAAAAUUUCUAUUCACUGGUAAGAGAAAUAAUGUUUUUAAAUCUAAUGAUAUGAAAAAGUGCCUUAAAUUAAUUAAGUGUUGCAAUAUUCUCGAAUAAUAUUUGUAAGUUGGAAAAUUACCAGCGGCAAUUGUUAUAGAGCAUCCGAAACAAAUUAGAUCGCGUAAUACCAAGUCAAUGUUAAGAUUUGUUGACGAUAAUAAUAAAAAUAUGCAAUUUUAAA
Messenger RNA from Ceratina calcarata, 4153 nucleotides. It is a transcript of the gene Oatp58Dc, whose product is annotated as Organic anion transporting polypeptide 58Dc. The record is from RefSeq and is a predicted model, not a curated record. The coding region runs from base 1042 to 3204 and encodes 720 amino acids. Gene Ontology annotation, cellular component: basolateral plasma membrane. Gene Ontology annotation, molecular function: protein binding. Lineage: Eukaryota; Metazoa; Arthropoda; Insecta; Hymenoptera; Apidae. The transcript has 9 exons. Gene Ontology annotation, biological process: transmembrane transport; sodium-independent organic anion transport.